Molecule: messenger RNA, 1476 nt
Organism: Didymosphaeria variabile
Lineage: Eukaryota; Fungi; Ascomycota; Dothideomycetes; Pleosporales; Didymosphaeriaceae
Gene: cyp6
Product: Peptidyl-prolyl cis-trans isomerase-like 4
Exons: 2
Coding region: 1-1476 (491 amino acids)
Biological process (GO): protein peptidyl-prolyl isomerization
Cellular component (GO): nucleus
Molecular function (GO): peptidyl-prolyl cis-trans isomerase activity; RNA binding
Source: RefSeq, a predicted model, not a curated record
AUGUCGGUGCUACUAGAAACGUCGCUCGGCGAUAUUACUAUCGAUCUUUUGGUCGACGAUGCGCCCAAAUGCUGCGAAAAUUUUCUCAAGCUCUGCAAAGUCAAGUACUACAACUUCUCGCCCGUUCAUAGUGUCCAACCGAACUUCUCCUUCCAAACUGGUGAUCCUAUCGGGCCUGGCUCUAAUGACAGUGAUGGCGGCCGCUCAAUAUGGGGUCUGCUUGACCCUACCGACCCAGCAAAGAAAACCUUCAAUCCCGAGUUUCAGCCCAAGCUGAAGCACACGGAGAUGGGUACAGUUAGCAUGGCGACCGCACCCGCGCCAGACGAUCCAGACGAGCGCUACGCGGGCAGCCAGUUCAUCGUGACGCUGGGAACCAAUAUAGAUUUCUUGGACAAGAAAGCUGCGAUAUUUGGGCAGGUUGUGGAGGGCUUUGAUGUCUUGGAGAAGAUCAACGCCGCAUUCAUUGACGACAAGGGUCGACCGCUGAAGGACAUUCGCAUACUGCAUACUGUCGUCUUGGAUGAUCCAUACGACGAUCCAAAAGACCUCGUCGAACCGCCAGAGAGCCCCAUACCUUCUGCUGCCCAGCUCGCUACGGUGCGCGUGGGGCACGAUGAAACUUUGGAGCAAGAGACUGACCCAGAAGCUUUGGAAAAGGUUCGUCGCGAACGAGAGGCGCGCGCACAGGCACUCACACUAGAAAUGGUGGGCGAUUUACCGUUCGCCGAAGUCGCACCACCCGAGAACGUACUGUUUGUCUGCAAACUGAAUCCUGUAACUCAGGACGAGGAUCUGGAGCUCAUUUUCUCGCGGUUCGGCAAAAUCCUGAGCUGCGAAAUCAUACGCGACAAGAAUUCCGGCGAUAGUCUCCAGUAUGCUUUCAUUGAAUACUCUGACCAGAAAGAGUGCGAACAGGCAUAUUUCAAGAUGGAUGGCGUGCUUAUUGACGAUCACCGCAUUCACGUCGAUUUCUCACAGAGCGUUUCCAAGAUCGCGGACGAUUGGCGAGAUAACGCCAACAUGAAGCGACGACGUGCAGCAGGCGGCGGCUUUGGUGGUAUCGACAAUCUGCAGAGGAAGAAGCAAUACCGUGGUGAUCAUGGCCGCGAAAUCAUUAGCGACUCGGUCGUCAGCAAUCUGAUCAUCGAUCGUGAUGCGCCUUCGAAUGGUGCCAAAGACAGUUCACGAGGAUCGCACUCAAAACAGAAUGGGAGUCGCGAUAAACGUGACUUACGUAGAGACGAUGGUCGCAGAAGAGAGCGUCUAGAACAGUCAUAUCACGAUGAUAGAUGGGAGCGGAAUCGUAGCCGGAGCCCAAGACGCGAUCGUCGUGAUAGAGAUGGGGAUGGUCGAUAUGAGAGCACACGGCACGAAGAACGCCGGCGAGAUCGCAGCAGAGAUCGCUAUCGAGACAGCCGGCGAGACAGAAGUCGCGACGGACAUAGGAGGGAUGAUCGGCGGCGGCGAGAUUGA